AUGAUUCGACUGACGAUAAUAAUCUUAGGUUUCACCACCUUAGUCUGCGCUACCUCCGUUACAAGCAAUUCGGCUGUGAAACGAGAGGAAAAUCAAGGUAGCUCUAGCUCAACAAGCAGACAAGCCAGCUCCAGCAAUCUCGCUCAAACAGCGUCCCAGGCUAACUUGUAUUAUUACUACUAUCCCGUGCAAGAGAAGAAGCAGUCUUCAGAAGAUUACGAAACCUCUGCCUCCAAUUAUAAUCCUGUCAGAGCCUCAUACGGUACCAACGUAGGGCAGAACUAUGAUUCUUCCGAUGUGUACCAGAGUGCAGCUAGCUCUCAAGAUGCAACUGCCGGAGGAUAUGGAAGUCAAACCGCAGGGUUUAGUGGUGAAAACAGCUUUGCAGGAGGUAAUUUCGGAGGUCUCGGUGCUGUCAGUGAUAUAAACCAGGUGAACGCCGGGGGCUACGGUGGUCUAGGACAACUAGCAGCGGCAACUGGAGGUUACGGAGUUAACGCUCUCCCAGGCCAAGCAGCAACAGGAGGCUACGGAGUUGGAACAUCUGGCAACAUCGGCCAGUUGACUGCUGCAGGCUACGGAGGUGCUGGAAUUGAAGGUUACAGUGGGCUGGGUGCUGCAGGAAGUCCGGCUUUACCCCAGUUUUCGUCUGGAGGUUAUGGAGUUGGCUUCAACCAGGCAGGUGAUUUUGGAGGUAGUGGAGCGGUAAAUGGAUAUGGUCAAUUUGGGACUCAAGGAGCGUUCGGAGGUUAUGGACAAGGUAACUAUGGUGGGUUUGGAGACCUACGACCCGCUGCUAGUUCCAUCAUAGGGUCAACUGGUGGAGAGGCUCAAUCUUCUCUAGGCCUAGGGUCCUUGAUAAUGCCCAUGUUAGCACUGGCAGGUCUAGGACUUAUUCUUCCUUCAGUGUCGUCUUCACUUACGAGCAGUAGUCGUCGAAAGCCGGAUAUCACAGGAAACUGGAGAAAUACUACUCCAUCUAUCGGUCAGCAGUGGAAAAUGAGGAAUGUCUCAACCGAGUAA
Messenger RNA from Limulus polyphemus (Atlantic horseshoe crab), 1023 nucleotides. Its product is annotated as spidroin-1-like. The transcript has 2 exons. The record is from RefSeq and is a predicted model, not a curated record. NCBI's taxonomy places the organism in Eukaryota, Metazoa, Arthropoda, Merostomata, Xiphosura, Limulidae. The coding region runs from base 1 to 1023 and encodes 340 amino acids.